This is a messenger RNA of Microthlaspi erraticum, 1101 nucleotides long. NCBI's taxonomy places the organism in Eukaryota, Viridiplantae, Streptophyta, Magnoliopsida, Brassicales, Brassicaceae. The record is from the annotation of a GenBank genome assembly.
AUGACCAAGACUGUUGAUGAAGCUAAGGUUCUUAUUGAGAAUCUUGCAGCUAGUGAUUGUAACAACUGUCCUGAUUAUGACCGCUCAAGCCGCACCACUACUAGCUCCCCUGAUUCUUUUCAAAUGACUGAACUCAAGAACAUGAUGGCUCAAGUUCUUAAGGGACAGCUCAAGCAUAUCAAUGCAAUAGAAGGGAUGAGUGAUGCUAAUGAAGAUUCAUCAAGAGAAUGCAUGGGAGAUUUCUCUAAUGAAGCCAAUGAAGAAGAUGUGAACUACAUUGGAAACUAUGGGAACAAGGGAUACAAUCCAAGCUAUCGCCCAAACCCCAACAUGUCUUAUAGAAACCCCAAUGUGGAGAAUCCUCAAGACCAAGUGUAUCCUCCAAGGUAUCCACAACAACAAAGACCUCCUUACCAAUCUCAAGGAAGUCAAUUUCAGCCAAGGCAAGGAUAUGAGCAGAGAUCAUCAUAUCCGCCCAAGGAGCCAUAUGCUUCUUCACCAAAUCAAGCUCCUCCAAACCAACAAGGUGGGAGAUUUGAAGGAAUCCUCCAACAGAUCAUGGAUGGCCAGAAGAGAAACACUAAAGAGAUGUAUGAGAAGAUGGACACUUUGUUCAGCAAUCUCAACACCAAGUAUGAUGCUGUUGCCACUCAUGUGAAGAAACUAGAGACUCAAGUCACUCAAACUAUGGAAGCUGUUAAGAGACAGGAAGCUGAAUCCAAGAAGUCCUUUUGCAACUCAGCCGCCAUAGAAGAAAGAUUUGAAGACCAAGUUCCAGAAUGGAUGCUUUCAAAACCUACUGUUGAUUGCAUGAUUUGGCCUGAAGAGAAUUACCCAGAGAGAGAGUCCAAUCGAGCUAGAAAGAGAAGACUCUUCCCAAAGAUUAUCCCCAAGACAGAUAACUCAGGAAAGUUUGCUGUGCCUUGUAUCAUCAAAGGUAACAUUCUUGAGCAAUCUUUGUGUGACACAGGAGCCAAUGUGAACAUCAUGUCUAAGAGGAUAGCUGACAAGAUAGGCCUCACCAAGAUAGAGCCAUCAUCCAUCUCCAUCAACUAUGCUGAUUCAUUCUCACAAACCCCUAUGGCUUUGUGCCUAAUGUGA